AUGCGUUACUGGGAGAAAAUUUUACAGAUUUUAGUAUUUCCAAAUAAUGAUAAUAUGAUAAAUGAAGUUAUGGAAUUGAAAUAUGAUGAAGAGUGGUUGGCAAUUAUAAAAGCUACAAAUCCAUACUUUAGUACAUCACAUGUUCAAGCAAUUUUGACAACAUAA
Entrophospora sp. SA101 is the source of this 165-nucleotide messenger RNA. NCBI's taxonomy places the organism in Eukaryota, Fungi, Glomeromycota, Glomeromycetes, Entrophosporales, Entrophosporaceae. The record is from the annotation of a GenBank genome assembly.